AUGUUGCCAGACAAAAAGGCGGCUUUGCUGCUGGUAACCGCGAUCACCGCCCUCAAAUUGGAGGGAAUCGAUUGCCUAAGGCGAAACUUCGAGGCGCGUCAAAGCAGCAACUCGAAUAUUCCGCUGUGGAAGCAACGAGCUUGCGAGAAAUCCCAGAAACAGAAGCAAAAUGCACAUUAUGUGUGCGAUGAAAAGGGCGACUUUAAGUGUCUUCCGGGAUGGCAGGGUGAUCUUUGCCAGGUGCCCAUGUGCCGAAGAGGCUGCGAUCCCAUGAAUGGCUACUGCCAGCGACCCGGGGAAUGCAGGUGCCGCAUCGGAUACAGUGGCGAACUUUGCGACAAGUGCAUUCCGCUUCCAGGUUGCCAACAUGGCGGAUGCACCAAGCCCUUCGAAUGCAUCUGCAAGCCCGGCUGGGCAGGACUCUUCUGCACGGAACCCAGCUGCCGGAGCGGAUGCCACAGCACACGAGGAUAUUGCGAGGCGCCGGGCGAGUGCCGCUGCCGUAUCGGCUACGCCGGACGCACCUGCUCCGAGUGCGCCACAAUGCCGGGCUGCCAGCACGGAACCUGCAACAAGCCGCUCGAGUGCCUCUGCCUGCCCGGCUACACAGGACUGCUCUGCCAGACGCCCCUCUGCGACCCCGACUGCAGCAAACAGCACGGAUAUUGCCGCAAGCCAGGAGAAUGCCGGUGCAAGGUGGGCUGGACGGGCAGCCAGUGCGACAAGUGCUUCCCCUAUCCGGGAUGUGCCAACGGCGAUUGCGAGGCGCCGUGGGAGUGCAAUUGCCAUCCCGGCUGGGGCGGGAUGCUGUGCGACGAGAAGCUCACCUACUGCGUGGAGCAUCCGGACACGUGCGAGAACGAGGGCAAGUGCGUAUCGCUGAGCCGCGAGGAUGGCAGCUACCGCUGCCAGUGCCGGCAGGGAUUCCUGGGCAAGAACUGCGAGAUACGCGAUGACUUUCUGCUAACCUCGGUGGCGCCGCCGCGCAUCACCCCGCCAACGCCCACCGACCAGGAUCAGGAUCAGGACAAGGGCCAAGAUGUGGGCACAGGUGUGCUCGAUGACAGCGCGAUGGGUGGUGGUGGGCAGGUGGAAAAGUUGCCGGCGGUUAACGAGCCGGAGCGCCGGACAAAUGACACCGCACUGAUGGUGGCAACCGCAGGAGCAGGAGCAGGAGUAGCAGCAGCAGGAGCUGGAGCAGGACCCACCAACAGGACGUCGGCGGUGGCAACUGGAGCUGGCAGCCACAAUGCGACUAAUGAAGCGUUAAGCGUCGUUACAACGAGGCGUGCCACCCCAGCUCCAUCAGUUCCCUCGGCCACAAUGGCGACAUCCGGUGAAAAAGCCGUAAAGGGUAAUGCAACAAGUGUGGCGGCAGAGGCAGGACCUCCUUUAAUGCCACGCCCACUGCCCACCAUCACCAGCCAGGAGCAAACAAUAGCAACUCUGGCGCCAGCUGCAACAGCAACAGCAUUUCCAGCAGCAACAGCAGCAACAUCCGUGACCAGCCACAAGGACAAGCCAAAUGUGGAGGACGAGGAGGAGGAUGAAGAUGACGAGGAUGACGAGGAGGACGAGGAUGGCGAGUAUGACGAGGAGGAGGACGAGGACGAGGAGGAUGACAGCGAUCAACUUAUACCAAAUAUUAUAUAGUUAAGCAGCUGACAAAUGAACAGUAAUCCAUCUUUUUUUAAAUACUGGGUAUCUAAAAGUGUGCUUCCUUGUUUUUUUUUUCAUAGAUAAACCACCCAAGUAUGAAACCCAUUCCUUUGCGAUAGAUAUACAUAUAUAAAUUGCAUUUAUUUAUGAUAAUUUUAGGGAUUAAGCUAAGCAAUUUUCGAUUUAACAAAUGUCAAAAAAAAAAAAUGAUAAUAAUAAAGUUUGCUAUUCUU
This is a messenger RNA of Drosophila subpulchrella, 1892 nucleotides long. RefSeq names its product fibrillin-2 (gene C901). Gene Ontology annotation, cellular component: membrane. The transcript has 7 exons. Lineage: Eukaryota; Metazoa; Arthropoda; Insecta; Diptera; Drosophilidae. The record is from RefSeq and is a predicted model, not a curated record. The coding region runs from base 1 to 1653 and encodes 550 amino acids. Gene Ontology annotation, biological process: cell communication.